UGUGUUUUUCGUACGGAUCACAGUGUCUCCUCCUCGCCAGAUUCCAUGGACGUCCUUACAAAGCUUCAACCAAUCUGUGUAGCAAUCUCAAUAGCACUGUUACUCCCAAUUAUCCUUGUCCUCAAACUCAUCCUUAGGCCUUUGUUCGCCAAGAAAUGGAGAAGAAGAAAUUACCCUCCAGUUGCGGGAACCGUGUUUCAACAGUUGAAGAACUUCCAUAGACUCCAGGACUUCCAAACUGACAUCUCUCACAAGUACAAGACUUUCAGGAUGCUUACCCCUUCCUGCAACUAUGUCUACACUAUUGAUCCGGUUAACGUUGAGUAUAUCUUGAAAACUAACUUUGCAAACUAUGGCAAGGGAAAGGCUUUUCAUGAUGUUACAAAGGAUCUCCUGGGAGAUGGGAUCUUUGCAGUAGAUGGUGAGAAGUGGAGGCAGCAGAGAAAGAUUGCAAGCUAUGAGUUCUCUGCAAGAGUCUUGAGGGAUUACAGUAGUGCAGUGUUCAGAAAUACUGCUGCCAAACUGGUUGAGAUUAUUUCAGUGGCUGUAAACUCUGAACAGAUGAUUGAUAUCCAAGACUUGUCAAUGAAAUCAACCUUGGAUUCAAUAUUCAAGGUUGGAUUUGGGGUGGAGCUUGGCACACUUUCAGGUUCCAACAAGGAAGGGAGAAACUUUGCAAAGGCAUUUGAUGAUGUAAACCGAACAAUAUUGAAGCGCUUCCUUGAUGUCUCUUGGAAAAUUAAGCGGUUUCUCAGUAUUGGUGAAGAAGCUGAUAUGAAGAAGAACAUCAGAUACAUUGAUGAUUUCGUUCAUAUGCUUAUGAAGGAGAAGAUGGAACAAUCAGCUAAUCACAAGGAUGAUGUUAUGAUCAAAGAGGAUAUUUUGUCAAGAUUUCUAAUGGAGAGGAAGAAGGAUCCUUCAACCAUGAGUGAUCAGUACUUGAGAGACAUAAUCUUGAAUUUUGUCAUUGCAGGCAGAGACACAACUGCCGGUACACUCUCAUGGUUCUUCUAUAUGCUGUGCAAGCAUCCUGAUGUGCAGGAGAAGGUAGCACAAGAAAUCAGAGAAACAACCAACACCAAAGACAAAAUUCCAUUCAGUGAAUUUUCCUUAGCUUUAACUGAAGAAGCCCUCAACAACAUGCAGUAUCUGCACGCAGCUCUAUCGGAAACACUAAGGCUAUACCCUGCUGUUCCAUUGGAUGCAAAGGAAUGCUCCUCAGAUGAUACAUUGCCAGAUGGUUUUGCCGUGAAGAAAGGGGAUAUGGUGAACUAUCAGCCUUAUGCUAUGGGCAGAAUGAAGUUCCUCUGGGGUGAUGAUGCGGAUAACUUUCGCCCUGAGAGAUGGUUCAAUGAUGAGGGGGUUUUCCAGCCAGAGAACCCUUUUAAGUUUACUGCUUUCCAGGCUGGUCCAAGAAUCUGCCUAGGAAAGGACUUUGCCUACAGACAAAUGAAGAUCCUUGCCGCAACUCUCCUACAGUUCUUCAGGUUCAAACUCUGGGAUGAGAACAAACUGGUAAAUUAUAGGACUAUGUUAACUCUUCAAAUUGAUGGAGGGCUCCAAUUAUGUGCGAUGCAAAGGUAAAAAUUGUCUUUGUGCUAUAGACACCAGUCUCAAAUUCCUUAAGUCAAGGAUGUAACUGAAGAAGUGAUAGUCUUAUCAAUACAUAGUGUGUUCGUAUAUCAGCAAUGGCACAAACUGGAUUCUGUGUUCUGUAUAUGCUAGAAGUUCUUAAUUUGGACCUGAUUUCUCCCAUUUUGUAAAUUUCAGUAGUUACAUCUUGAAAAAUAAUUGAUGAGAAAACAAGACUUGAAACCUUA
Messenger RNA from Dioscorea cayenensis subsp. rotundata (Guinea yam), 1820 nucleotides. RefSeq names its product cytochrome P450 704C1-like. Gene Ontology annotation, molecular function: iron ion binding; monooxygenase activity; oxidoreductase activity, acting on paired donors, with incorporation or reduction of molecular oxygen. The record is from RefSeq and is a predicted model, not a curated record. The transcript has 6 exons. Bases 46 to 1584 code for a protein of 512 amino acids. NCBI's taxonomy places the organism in Eukaryota, Viridiplantae, Streptophyta, Magnoliopsida, Dioscoreales, Dioscoreaceae.